UGUUUUGCAACGACAAAAACAAGAGUUUCUAUUGGACAAAUUCAGGUUGGUCCCGUUCUGUUUGUUUUCUAGUGAAUACACCCCUGUUACCUGUCCUGUGGUAUGGUUAGCCCAGGCAGGCAGGCAGGCAGCGCAGGUGAAGGUGUGUCAUACACUGAAACAAGCUCUGCUCUGCCCUUCAUCACCACUCAUUUCUCUUCUUCUGGGAUCACGUGGCUCGGUAGCUGAAGUAGGUGCGUUUUCUUCAGUUCUGUUGAUAACUGCCUGAGUGGGACAUUCUGGGUCCUGCUCUGGUUGGGGAUAUGCAUCCUAUGGACACAGUGGAAGAUGUGAGAAACAUCCAACAGUCCUUAUGGGAACUCCACACGCUGCUGACGGACCUGCCUGAUGACAUGCUGGAGGACAGCAGAGAUUCCUCCUCUCUGGACCUGGACUGCUCUGCCUGCAGCAACACAGACACACACAACAGAGCCAAGCUGUGUGAGGUGAAUGGAGAGAUGGUGGCAGUACAGGACUGUUACAUCUCACUCUGCAAGGACGAAGACCGGCUGGAGGAAAACCUGCAGGGAAGAAGAAUGGACGAGGAGGAGAGGAGAGAGAAUGAGAUGAUGAGGUCCUGGGCUCAGAGGUUCGAGGCUGACGCCAGAAGACAGAGACCUACAGAAACCCAGGAGUCUUCCUCUCAGACUGAUCUCACUGAGAAGGAGGAGAAAGCCUGUCAGACAUCCAGCUCUGAGAGGACCAAGGCUGCCCCAGGCUGCACUAUGGAGGAGCUGGACACCAGGCUCUGGGAACAGAAGCUACAGCGAGAGGCAGACCUGGCUCGACGCAGGGCAGUGGAGGAUGCUGGGAAACGAGUCCAGAGAGAACUACAGGAGAAACACCUGGAGGACAUGGCUAAACAGGUUGAAGGAGCAGUAAGCCGAGUCUAUAGCCGAUGGCUCCAGGACGUCCCCUCCCUGCCGGGGUACAAGGCAACGCUCCAGAGAGAACGAGAGAAGUGGGAGAAGGUGCAGGAGAAACACGUUCAACAACAGAUGUCCCUAGUCCUGACUGUAGCAGAGGAGAGGCGGCAGGAGGAGAGGCCUAGGAGUUCAGGACAAGUCCAGAGGGUUGAGGAGAUGCAUCGCUGCAGCCAGCUGGAGGAGAAGGAUCUGAAGACCGAGGUGGAGGAGGUGGCCCAUCUGCAGAGCCAGGUGGCCCAUCUGCAGAGCCAGGUGGCCCAUCUGCAGAGCCAGGUGGCCCAUCUGCAGAGCCAGCUAGACCGUGAGAGGGAGGAAAAGGCUGCCCUGCUGAAAGCAGAGAUGGCUGCAGCCAGAGCCUCCUGGAACAGAGAUAAACAGCAGGAGAUCUCCUCACUGCAGGCCUUCCAGGAGGAGCAGCUGAAACGGGCCCGGGAUGAGGCGCAGGGGGAGGUCGAGCUCCUCCUUCAGAAGGAGGCUGAGCUGCAGCAGGCUCUGAGGGACCAAGAGGAGGACUGGAGGAGACAGGAGGAGAGCAGGGGCCAGGAGCAUAGGCAGGCCAGAGAGGAGAUGCUCCAGGAGCUUCAGGCUGGGCUGAAGGAGGUGCAGACUAUGCUCCUCAAAGGAGGAGCCCACAAAGAGAAGGAGAAUGGAGGAGAGGUGGAAGGGAGAUGGAGGACCAGUGGAAGCAUUAAAGAACUCCUCAUGUCUACGUGUAAAUACCUAAUCUCUAAAGCUGUAGCCCAGGCCAAGAUCGAGUGGAAAAGGAUCAGUGAGGAAGGGCUUGGCCGGGUGCUGAAGGAACGUCGGGAGCGCCAGGAGAAAGAACUCAACCAGAUUCAUAAUGAUCACGAGGUGGCACUAUGGAAGGAGAACCUGCAGGAACUGGAGGAAAUGAAAAGAUGUGCAGAAUCGUCUGGGUACGAAAACAUGACUUUUGACUCGUCCAUAUUGGAUAGUGCUGAGCGAUUUUAACCGAAUUUACGGUUAUUUUUCCGUUUUUUUUAAAUACUAAUUGACUGACAUCAGUUCAAUUAUUUGAAUUUCAUUUUGUGUGUAUAUAUAUAU
This is a messenger RNA of Oncorhynchus mykiss (rainbow trout), 2030 nucleotides long. The record is from RefSeq and is a predicted model, not a curated record. Lineage: Eukaryota; Metazoa; Chordata; Actinopteri; Salmoniformes; Salmonidae.